CAGAUGCAUCCGAUCCCGCGAGACGCGCUGGACGCGAUAGACGAUGUUGCUCCGGCCCACGCACACACGCUAAAUCGCAUCUGGACCUUGCACCGCGAUAGCAGCCCAUCACGGUCAUGGCAGACGUGCACAAGGUGGUGGAGCAGCUUCGUCACGAUCCGUACAACCUGACCUUGUAUAUCGACCUUGCAAACCAAUACCUCGAUCUCGACUAUCCCGAUUUGGCGGCUGGCGCGGCUUACAAGGCUUUGUUGCUGUCUGACGCCGUCGCGGAUGAAGGAGACGAGUUCCAUGACCAGGCUUUGGCUUCUUUGCAGGAGCAACAUGGAGCGUGUCGAGGGGAUGAUAGAUUGACGGCCGAUAUAGACGCGCUGUCUGUUCGAGACGAUCCCAUUGAUUCGAGUCAUCACCUGUCACUCGUCGAGCAUCAUGUUCCCAUCAUAUACCAAAUCUUGAGCCGCAGCCUUCUCUCAUGUGGCUGUUUACAGAGUGCUUUACUUUACUCUUCACAAGCUCGUCGCCGAUAUGCAAACAAUGUCGAGCUUCAGAAGACACACCAUCUGGUCUGCGCCACGGCUGCGAAACAUGCUGGUGUCGAUGAGCAAGCGCUCUUUGCUCGCAAACAUGACGGCCCGGUAGAACUACCGGAUAGAGGCGUUGUGCGACGGGAGAUUUAUCCCUGGAAUACUUUCGAACCGGACAGACUCCGCGAGCUGUCGACUCUCAACGAGAUGAUGGACAAAGUAGCUCCUAAGCUUGAAGUCCUCGUGGUGGAGCUGCCAGAUCUGACGACACAAUCAGACAGCGGUUGCGUAUCGACAGUAAAGCAGCUCGGAGUGUUUGCGAAAGAGGACAUUGCCGCUGGGGAAGUGGUCUUGACCGAGGACUCCAUCCUGACUGCCAACAACAAACUCCAGGACACGCUGUGCGAUGCUUGUAGCACGGAUUUGCCGGAGCUGGGCAACUCUGAAGCCGGAAACACCGUUUCUUGCCCUGAUUGCGAAGUCGUGUUUUGCAGUCAACAAUGUCAUGACCGCGCAAUGGAUCUCUAUCAUCCAGCUCUUUGUGAAAGGGACGUCGAGUCGAUUGCCAAAGACGUCUCCCCCACUGCCGCGAGUGAUGCUUUGUACUCGCUCCUCCUGCUACGGACCUUGGCCAUGGCCGAAACCCAGCAAUGCCAUCCCCUCGAGCUCAACGAGGUCAAGUACAUCUGGGGCGACUUCCACAACACCCACCCGCAACAUGCGUCCGACUCCGCCGACUACCCCAACUCCCUACCCUUCAGCUUCGAGCAUAACAUCCGCCUUCCGUUCCACAUGCUCGAGAAGAUGGACAUCGACAUCUUCGCCAACCCGCAGUACGACGUCUGGGUUUUCAACACGCUGUACGCCAAGUUCCGCGGCACUGCUUCCGCCCGGCUUUCAGGGCGUGGAGGCCGAGCCGCCAGGGGACCGGAAGUCGGCGCCGUUCAUCCCAUGUGGUGUCUGGCGAAUCAUUCCUGUGAUCCAAAUGUGAGCUGGGAAUGGGGCGGUGCUAUAGAGUUUCGAGCUCGCGAGCAGCGCGUUGCUUGGAGUGAUCCGUAUGGCAAGUCGCCGCGUCCUGCUGCUGAGCCUGGUAUCAAGAAAGGCGAGGAGAUCUUUAAUCACUACUGCGACAUUGAUUUACCCGUCAAGGAGCGCCGGGAAUGGGCGGAAGGCGCACUGGGCGGAGCGUGUCGAUGUCCGCGAUGCAUUUUUGAGGCGGGAGAGAAUGCAUGAACACAGAAGUCAUCUUUGCUACGGUUUGAAUGU
Messenger RNA from Neohortaea acidophila, 1790 nucleotides. RefSeq lists its product as uncharacterized. Gene Ontology annotation, cellular component: nucleus. The record is from RefSeq and is a predicted model, not a curated record. NCBI's taxonomy places the organism in Eukaryota, Fungi, Ascomycota, Dothideomycetes, Mycosphaerellales, Teratosphaeriaceae. Bases 117 to 1757 code for a protein of 546 amino acids. Gene Ontology annotation, molecular function: protein binding. The transcript has 2 exons.